GGAAUUGAUGUGUGUAUAACACAAACAUACACAACAAAGAAAAAUAAAUAAGCUAGUUGUACGACACUCUCUUUUGGAGAUAAGAAACAAAAUGGCUACAUUUAGCUAUUUGUGUCCUCUAAUAUUUAUGUGUAUCAUAGUGUCUAGCCAUGCUCAAUUACAACAAAACUUCUAUGCCAAGAGUUGUCCAAAAGCAGAGAAGAUUAUUUUAGACUAUGUCCAGAAACACAUUCCAAAUGCUCCAUCUCUUGCUGCUGCCUUAAUAAGAAUGCAUUUCCAUGAUUGCUUUGUCAGGGGAUGUGAUGCAUCUGUGCUCUUGAAUUUCACUUCAAGUACAGGAAACCAAACUGAAAAAGUGGGAAUCCCAAAUCUAACACUGAGAGGUUUCUCAUUCAUUGAUGAUGUGAAGAAAAUAGUUGAAGCUGAAUGCCCUGAAGUAGUUUCUUGUGCUGAUAUUAUUACGUUAGUUGCUCGAGACUCUGUUGUGGUCACAGGAGGUCCUUUUUGGAAUGUACCAACUGGAAGAAGAGAUGGUAGAAUUUCUAAUGCUUCAGAGACAUUAUCAGACCUCCCAGCUCCAACCAGUAACUUUUCCACUCUACAAACUGAUUUUGCUAGGAAGGGUCUUGACCUCAAAGACUUGGUCCUAUUAUCUGGUGCUCACACCAUUGGAGUCUCUCAUUGCUCGUCAUUCUCAACGCGUUUAUACAAUUUUACUGGGACUUUUGGUACUCAAGAUCCAUCUUUGGACAGCGAAUACGCAGCUAACCUUAAGGCCAGAAAAUGCAAAUCAAUCAACGACAACACAACAAUAGUCGAAAUGGAUCCAAGGAGUUUCAGGACAUUUGAUCUUAGUUACUACAAGCUUUUACUCAAAAGGAGAGGACUCUUCCAAUCUGAUGCAGCCUUAACAACAAGUACAACAACAAAGUCAUACAUCGACAAACUUGUCGAGGGAUCACUUAAAGAGUUUUAUGCUGAAUUUGCUAAGGCCAUGGAGAAAAUGGGAAGGAUUGAAGUUAAAACAGGUUCUGUUGGUGAAAUUAGGAAGCAUUGUGCGGUUGUAAAUAGUUAGGAUGAAUCUUUGGUUUUGUUGGUUCAUGAUUUUGAGUUUGGGGCAAUAUGCAUCAUGUUUCUUUUUCUUUUUUUUUUCUUCAUCCUUUUGUAAUUAUUCCGUUCUAUUUUGUAACUUGAUAAUAAAGGCUGAAUAUAUAUAUGCAGCUCCUUAAA
This is a messenger RNA of Lycium barbarum (goji berry), 1230 nucleotides long. RefSeq names its product peroxidase 3-like. Gene Ontology annotation, biological process: response to oxidative stress; hydrogen peroxide catabolic process. The transcript has 4 exons. The record is from RefSeq and is a predicted model, not a curated record. NCBI's taxonomy places the organism in Eukaryota, Viridiplantae, Streptophyta, Magnoliopsida, Solanales, Solanaceae. The coding region runs from base 92 to 1075 and encodes 327 amino acids. Gene Ontology annotation, molecular function: heme binding; peroxidase activity. Gene Ontology annotation, cellular component: plasmodesma; plant-type cell wall.